CCGCUGCCCACCAACAUGGCGAAGACCUACGACUACCUGUUCAAGCUGCUGCUGAUCGGCGACUCGGGCGUGGGCAAGACCUGCGCGCUGUUCCGCUUCUCCGAGGACGCCUUCAACGCCACCUUCAUCUCCACCAUCGGAAUCGACUUCAAGAUCAGAACGAUAGAACUCGAUGGCAAGAGAAUCAAGCUGCAGAUCUGGGACACGGCCGGGCAGGAGCGGUUCCGGACCAUCACCACCGCCUACUACCGGGGAGCCAUGGGUAUUAUGCUAGUGUAUGACAUCACCAAUGAAAAGUCUUUUGAAAAUAUUCGGAACUGGGUGAGGAAUAUCGAGGAGCACGCCUCUCCAGAUGUUGAAAAAAUGAUCCUGGGGAACAAAUGUGAUGCAAAUGACAAAAGACAAGUCUCUAGAGAGCAAGGGGAGAAGCUCGCUGCAAGCUUCGGGAUUAAAUUCAUGGAGACCAGUGCAAAAGCAAAUAUAAACAUAGAGAAUGCAUUUUUCACUCUUGCAAGAGAUAUCAAAGCAAAAAUGGACAAGAAGUUGGAAGGCAAUAGCCCUCAAGGCAGCAACCAGGGAGUCAAAAUCACACAAGACCAGCAAAAGAAAAGCAGCUUUUUCCGAUGUGUUCUUCUGUGAGGGACACGGCCUUAAUCUGAGCUGGACUGUGCCUGUGCUAAGUGAGGUUUCCUCUUUCUGUGGACUUAGUGCUCCCAACAUACCUUGUCACUCUGUGACCAUCUGAAUAAGAAAUGGCUUAUUUUGGUAAUUGUCUGACUCUUCAAUUUUGGAGAUGAAACAAGUUUAUUUUUGUCAGAUUGCCACUGGGCAUGUGUAUUGUCUAGCAGAGGAAGAACAGAUCACAUGUGACCUGGGACGCAGCACCAUUGCUUCGGUCUUCAUUCGUAUCUGUCACGUAUCCAGUUUAGAAAGAUGAAGUUGUGAUCAAAAUAAGAAACGUAAAUGCCACUGUUAAUGAAGUACAGGUAUGCAUAGAUGGUACAUGUGCAUAUCCAGUGUGUAGCUGCACACUGAAUAGUGGCAUGAGACCAUCCUAGAAACGCACCAAGGUGAGCAGUGCAGGCUGAUGCCUUCCCAGGAGGUACAAAGGAGCUUUCUGCUGCUCCACCUUUUAAAUACUACAGAGAAGCUCCUUCAUCUGCCUGUCUCAUACUCAGCGGUGUUACUCUAGACAAUCCACAAGUACAAUUGAUGUUUUAAAAAAAAUCUCCUCAAAGGAAUCUAUUUUUUUAAAAAAAGAAUGUGUGCUGUACAUAGAAUGGGUCCUUACCAUUGGUAAUUCAUCCACGUUAGACUUGACUGUGGUUAAUUAAGUACUCCAGACACUCAGACGUGUUUAACAGGAGCUGAUGGCUACACGAAGUCCUGUACAGAUGAUCUGUCAUUUGUUCUUGGAGAACCAGGGUCAGGCAGGGACACUUACACAAAACCUGUCACCUUACAAUGGGUGGCUUUACCACUCUCCAGCUGGGAAUGACUCCAGACCCAUCAUGACAGAGUAGGUAGUUUUAAAUCAUGACAAGGAAAAGUAUUGCACUGCUCCCAGUCGUGUGUUCCCAA
Molecule: messenger RNA, 1581 nt
Organism: Pyrgilauda ruficollis (rufous-necked snowfinch)
Lineage: Eukaryota; Metazoa; Chordata; Aves; Passeriformes; Passeridae
Gene: RAB8A
Product: RAB8A, member RAS oncogene family
Exons: 8
Coding region: 16-639 (207 amino acids)
Biological process (GO): regulation of exocytosis; neurotransmitter receptor transport to postsynaptic membrane; protein secretion
Cellular component (GO): plasma membrane; endosome; dendritic spine
Molecular function (GO): GTPase activity; GTP binding
Source: RefSeq, a predicted model, not a curated record